Messenger RNA from Lactuca virosa, 387 nucleotides. The record is from the annotation of a GenBank genome assembly. NCBI's taxonomy places the organism in Eukaryota, Viridiplantae, Streptophyta, Magnoliopsida, Asterales, Asteraceae.
AUGGUUGUGGAAGGCGAGGAGACCAUCGAUCUGACUCAAGACAGUUCUGAUUCGAGGAAAUUAAGGAGAGUUGAUAGCGGCAGCGCUAUCGGUGGAGCUGGAGAGGAAGCUGACUCUGUUGAUAGCGGCGGCGCUAGCGUUGAAAAGGUUUCGUUUGGUUUGGACUCCUCAACUGCACAAGAGAUUUGUGGAGGAUUGACCAGAGAGAACGGCGCCAGUCAUUUACAGAAGUAUAGGCUUUUUGUAAAAUGGAUACACGGAUCAUCUAACGAAGGGCCAUCUUCUUCUGAUCCUUUAUUCGCUUCCGCUACUAUUCCAAGAGUUUUCACGAUUCAUAUUAGCAGAUAUUACAUAAAUUUUUGGGGUAGGAUUCAGAGAUUGGGAUAA